CAGAGAGUGUGUGAAGUUGAAAUGUGGAAAAGGCAUCAGAGACGUGAAGGACUGCCACAGGCGCCUGGUCAGCUGGACCCCAACAUAUGCUUUCUGUGCUGGUGUGGAUGCAAAGCAAGAGGGGAAGGUUCAGAGAGGCAAACAUGUACAGAGAAGGAACACACAGAAGAUCAGCAUCUCUCACUGGAUGAGGUGAUUGCUUGGCCAAGGAGCUUUCAGGUGAUGUUGCGCUCUACAGAAGGGAGGGAUGUUUUCCUGGAGUUCUUGCGGUCUGAAUACAGAGAAGAAAAUCUUAUGUUUUGGAUCACCUGUGAGGAACUGAAGAAAGAAACCAACUCAUCAGUUAUUGCUGAAAAAGCCCGCAUCAUUUAUCGAGACUUCAUCUCCAUUUUUUCACCAAAAGUGAUCAACUUGGAUUCUUGGGUGAGAGAUGGCAUCAUGCAAAGCUUGUCAAAACCCAGCAGUAUAAUGUUUGAGGAAGCCCAGUUACACAUCUACAACUUCAUGCGCAGAAACCUUUUCCCCCGAUUUCUCAACUCAGCUGUUUACAGGGAUCUUCUUAACAGCAAAAAGCACAAUGCUUUGACAAAGAUGUAA
Molecule: messenger RNA, 597 nt
Organism: Onychostoma macrolepis
Lineage: Eukaryota; Metazoa; Chordata; Actinopteri; Cypriniformes; Cyprinidae
Product: regulator of G-protein signaling 17-like
Exons: 1
Coding region: 22-597 (191 amino acids)
Source: RefSeq, a predicted model, not a curated record